Messenger RNA from Schizophyllum commune H4-8, 3729 nucleotides. RefSeq lists its product as uncharacterized. The transcript has 11 exons. Lineage: Eukaryota; Fungi; Basidiomycota; Agaricomycetes; Agaricales; Schizophyllaceae. Bases 1 to 3729 code for a protein of 1242 amino acids. The record is from RefSeq and is a predicted model, not a curated record.
AUGCAGGAGUACGAGGACCCCAAGCUGCGCAACCACGUCCGCUCGCUGCUCCUCGACUACUGCCUGCAGCAUCUAGCGACGGACUACAUCGAGUACACUGAGAGCCUCUUCGAUCAGCUGAUCUCUGGCUUCCUCACUCAAAUUCCUGAACACGACACGAGCUCGUUACGUCUCCCUGUCGACGUCGACCCUCUCGAGAAAUUUCUGGCCAAGCAUGCCAUCGAGUCCCUGUCCUUCGAUGAGAAGCUUCAGAUCGACCAGCAUAUCGUGGAAUACAUCAAGAAGUAUACAAAGGUCCUACCUCGCAACAGAGCUGAGCAAGCCGCCUACGACGAUCAACACGAGUGCCUCUCGCCACCGUAUCGGCCCCCGACGCCUGCCAUGUCGCGGAAGGCCCGUUCAGAGACCCCUCAUUUAGGCAAACUUGGCAAAGGACCCGCGUCCACAUACGAUGCAGUACAAUCCGCGCAUUCGCUGCAGCCGGUGGACGUUCAACCUAUCCCCGAGCCUGACCUUGACCUGUCGGCAUGUCUGGACGUCAAAUUCCAGCUCCCCGCCCAUGAAUUAGCCCCCGUUCGCAACUUGAUCAAGUCUAGCCAGUUCAACUCCGCGGAACACUGUAAUUCAUGGCUGGACCCACGACGACCACCGUCCCCGCCUGCUGUGCGUUCGCGCUCGCCUUCUCCGUUUAUGCCAUUGUUUGCGCGUCUACAACGACCCGGAAAUGGUCAACCGCCGCCGCCUGCGCCGAAGGCACCUCAAACGACUGCAGACUUGGCGCAAGCAUCUUUGCCUACGCUACCCGCUGGGGAGGACCAGCAGUCCCACAUUACCAACAUGGUCGUCGUCGACGGCUGGUCGGCGUUACAAUCAUCUCCCUCGCCGCUUACGACGCCAUCGGCAUCCCAGGAGGAUGACCAUCUGGAUGAGCUGUUUCAGACUAGCACACCACCUACAGAACCUCUGUCGCUCUUCGAAACCAUGGACACGGUUAUAUUCCCUCGCAAGGAAAGGUUGGACGGUCGUGCUACUUCGCAGAAGCCCCUCGGCUCCGACAAAGCUCUAAGCGCAUUCCUCAUGCCCUUAAUCUCCGCCCAACACGACGGCAGCACCAAAGCAGAUGAACGCCCACAAACACCUGACUCUGCGCCCGCUUCAUCCCCGCCAUCGCUCUCGCUUGUGGGCGCGCCGCCGUCGCCGGUGGGCCGGGAAGACCGGUUGCGCAGGCUGCUCGGGGACGAGGAGCUGAGUUUGGACGUGGGGCAGAUAUACCGAGAAGUGAAGGAGCAUCCAGCGGAUCUGAUCAUGAAGGACCGACCGGACGAUAAGGCGGAUUUGCUCAUGGAGGUCCCGGAACUAUCGCCGCCAAACGAGCACGCGCCUGGAGGGCUAAUCAUUCCAGAGAAAUUCGCGCAGUUGCUCCCGCCCCCAAAGUCGGACAGCAAGGCGAAGGAGGUCCACCAAUUUUUGCGCCGCGCGAAGGGCCUGCCCUCGCUGAAUACUAGUUUGUCCUGGAUGCUCUUCAAGAGCGACGCUAUGCUCCCGACACGAGACGAAGCUUGCGGCGCGGCGACUCUUUUCGACCAUCAGGACUUCGACGGCACGUCGCUCGAGACUAUGAACGAGCAAGUUCAGACCCUAUUCGCGAAGGCGUGCAUCAUCAACGAGGAUGAGAAAGCCAAGGAUCAGUGGGACGACAAGAAUUGUCGGUUUGCGAUUCAGGACUCGAUCGAGGAGGACCUAUGGCGUGGAGACCUUCUUUUGACGAGAGAAGAGCGCUGGCGACGCUCGGGGUAUGUGCCGCCCGUAGACGACACGGUCAGGGAAACUCUACUCGAGGGCGCAGCAGAGCAAGAGCCGGAACGAAUUGCAAAACGAGCGCGCACCGAUGCGCCCACAUACACUGCUCAGGCGCCCACUGACACGGUGACAACCAUCAUAGACGACUCCGGGAUCGUGCUUCUCGACGACCUACCGGCUUCCAAGGCUGUCGAACGCCCACGAGAUGACGCUGCUCUACAGAACUCUAUCACUGCUCAGCCUGCUCAUGCCGACAUUCCGUUUGCUGAUUAUAUGCGCUCUAAUCAUGCUCUGCUCGCCCCUGUUACAUCUGCUUUUGAGGCCCGUGCGCCUACACUGUCGCCAUCUGCUUCGACCUAUGCGAACGAACACCCCUACGACCACGAGCCCAUCUUCGACCAGCCUUUCAAUGGUCAGCAACUUCCCUACGGUGAACCCGAAUACGACCAACAAGUGCCCUACGAGUACUGCGACGACAAUAAGGAGAACAUUCCGCAACUCGCGCAAGACGCCUACACCGAGAUCUCCUCUUUGGACUACGCUGACUAUGACAUGCCUGCCGCUCGCUCCCCCAGCUUUUUUUCUUCCGCAAUUGACGACGGCAACGCCGAUAUGGACGAUCUGUCGAUGCUAUCUUCGAAUGCUCUACAGCUGACAUUCGAGCCGCCGCAAGCAUACCCAUCGCGUACGCAGAGUGAGGUCGAGGUCGAGUCGCAACUGUCCUUAAUCACGCCGGAGCCAGACUAUGUCGGUGGAUCGCAGUUCAUCCCGCUUUCCUUCGACUCCUUGCAGCCAGCCACCUCUCGCCGAUCGCAAUCUCGCGUACGCGACGAUCCUUCGAGCUUCGGCGAUACCACAACUGCGAGGGAGGACAUCUUCGAUAGUUCCUCAAAGCCCUCUGCGCGAUUCACCCGCGCGACUCUUCAUGCUGACAACUUCGAUAUUGCUGCCGCUGCUGACCUCGCUAACCACUCGCUCGGAAUAUUCGACUUCGCUCUCUUACGCGCGAAGAAGGUCACUGCGCCUGCACCCCCGCCGCCUCCCAUUAUCUCGCGACCCGCGACGCCAGAAGAACCGCGCAAACCGCCCGAAACCAUCUACGACGCGAAUACUCUACGAUUGCCCUCGACUUGGACGAUCCCAGGGACCGUGCACCGCUACCUCGCUUCGAUCGACUGUGUUCAAAAGCAGGCUCUCAUGCGCGGCCUGCGCUCCGAGGAGUGCGCAGUUGACGUCGUCGAGCGCGACAGCCUGGGAGGCGUGGACUUCAUCAUCGACGCGCAUACAGGCGUCAUGCUCGUAUCUCUCCUGUCCCUCCCUGGCGACUGUGCAGACGCCGUCGCGCGCAUCGCGACGCAGACCUGGAACUUCGAUCGUCUGCUCGUCGUUCUUGAAGCAUACCCCUCGACGUAUGCGAAGAAGAUCGAGAGGCGUAGCGCGGCGCCGUUCGCGUAUACGCCGCCGGUUCUGAAGGCGCUGCAGAAGCUGCGGCGCGAUCUGAAUAUCGAGCAGGCGUGUGGGACGAGUCGGGAGGCGACAGAGCUGAAGAUCGCGUUCGCGGACACUGUGUCGGAGGCGGCGUUGUUUGUGCGCAUGUUUGGGAAUGAGGCGGAGGAGAUGGACACAACGGAUGGGGCACUGUGGGGAGGGAGGGAGUGGUUGGACGAUGAGCCUUACGAGGGAGAGAUGGAUUUUGCCGCUGUAAAGGGGAUGAACGUCUUUGCCGCCAUUAUCAUGCUCUGCCAGGAGGACCUUACCAUGCAGGACGUCCUGAAUAUGUCCCCGAAGCAGCGCCUCGUUUUCUUCGGACCCUUCAUUGGCGUCGACCGGGUGGAAUCCUUCAACUCUGUUCUAUCCAACCGCCGGCAGCAGGGAGAAGCGAUGUCCCUGGUCGAUGCUUCGUCCGAACUGCUCGCACCAGGAAAUUAG